CGACGUUCGAGUCGGGCUCCGACAGCGCGGCGGAGUCCCCAAGCGUCAUCCUCCUUUGACUCUUGGGGGCUCCAAAGGGACCUCUCGCUUGGCACCUGGGGUGUCUGCGCCCGCCGCCGGCCCCGAUUGGCUUUGCGGCAUCUCCGCCCUGGCUCCAGCUCCGGCUCCGGUGAGUGUCAAGAAGCCAUCGGCCUCAAGGGCAUCGAUAUUUCAGGGUCAUGAAGCUGGAAGCCAGCUGUGGCACAGCCACCUCAGAGGUCACUAAGCCGGAAAAGGAGGCUGCCCGAGAUGCAGAGCCAAGCUCUGAAACCCGGCCACAGGAGGUGGAGGCCGAGCCCAGGUCCGGAUCGGGGCCUGAGGCUGAGGCCGAGCCAUUGGACUUCGUGGUAGCCACGGAACGGGAGUUUGAGGAAGUGCUGGCCAUCUCGGGGGGCAUCUACGGCGGCCUGGACUACCUUCCCAGCCGCUACCACAGCUGGCUCCGGGACCCCGACCGCACGGUGGUGCUGGCCAAGCGCAACGGAGGCGUGAUCGCGCUGGAGUCGGUGAACGUGAUCGACGCCGGGGAGACGGCGCUGGUGGAGGGCCUGCGCGUGGCGCCCUGGGAGCGCGGGAAGGGCGUGGCCGGGCUGCUGCAGCGCUUCUGCUCGCAGCUGGUCAAGCGACAGCACCCGGGGGUCAAGGUGGCACGGCUCACCCGGGACGACCAGCUGGGCCCCCGGGAGCUGAAGAAAUACCGCCUAAUCACCAAGCAGGGCAUCCUUUUGGUCCGAUUCAACGCGUCCGCGCUGCUGGCCGGGCUGGGCACGCGGCUGGCGGCUCUGCGGACCUCCGGCACCUUCUCGCCGCUGCCCACCGAGGCCGUGUCCGAGGCAGGCGGCGACGUGGCACGCCUCCUGCUGUCGCCCUCCGUGCAGCGCGACGUGCUUCCGGGCGGGACCAUCAUCCAGGACUGGCAGCCCUACCGGCCUAGCGAGAGCAACCUGCGCCUGCUGGCGGCCAAGGGCCUGGAGUGGCGCGUGGACAGCCGCGCGCGCCCGCGCGUGCUCACGCUGUGCACGCGCCCCUUCCCCAUCCCGCACGGAGGGGACGGCACUUGGCGCUAUCUCAACAUCGAUGCCUUCGGCAGCGAUGGCGCGCAGGUGCAGAGCCAGCUGCUGUGGCACCUGCAGCGCCAGGCCCCGCGCCUCGCCGGCCUUAAUGUCAUGUGCCAGCUCUUCCUGGAGCCCCAGCUGUGGUCGCAGCUGGCUGACUUCUGCCAGGCCGGGCUGGGGCUGGAGGCUGGUGAAGGGUUAUACUGAACAGUACCUGCUGGAGGCCGACAUCUGAGGCCUCUCCUCUGGCGGGGAAUAGGAAAGAGAAGUACUUUGGACCCGCCCCCUUCCACAGUUUCCCCCGCCAGCCUCUUCCCUGCCAUUUCCGACGCUGCGUCCCCUGGGAAGUCCCCUCUGAGUCCUGCUCUCUUGCCCUUACCGGCGCAGGUCCCCCCACUCUGUCCCUUUU
This is a messenger RNA of Rhinopithecus roxellana (golden snub-nosed monkey), 1503 nucleotides long. RefSeq names its product N-acetyltransferase 16 (putative) (gene NAT16). The record is from RefSeq and is a predicted model, not a curated record. The coding region runs from base 219 to 1301 and encodes 360 amino acids. Gene Ontology annotation, molecular function: acyltransferase activity, transferring groups other than amino-acyl groups. The transcript is spliced from 6 exons. NCBI's taxonomy places the organism in Eukaryota, Metazoa, Chordata, Mammalia, Primates, Cercopithecidae.